Molecule: messenger RNA, 5778 nt
Organism: Aethalodelphis obliquidens (Pacific white-sided dolphin)
Lineage: Eukaryota; Metazoa; Chordata; Mammalia; Artiodactyla; Delphinidae
Product: dual oxidase maturation factor 1
Biological process (GO): protein transport
Cellular component (GO): endoplasmic reticulum membrane
Source: RefSeq, a predicted model, not a curated record
CCGGCGCAGCCAAAUAAAUAAAUAAACAAUAAAAUAAAAUAAAUAUUAAAAAGAUAAGUAUCCCUAUCACAUAUUUUACAAAAUAAUUUAAUCCUCAGAUUCUUACUUAUCUUCAGCUGGAGUUGAAAUUUAUGUUUCAGAUUCAAUUAAACAUGAACAUUCAUGCUUUGGAGACUCCAGCUGUUGGAAGAGGCUUUCUGAAAAUUUUGUGAAAGCACUAAAAAUUGACAGGGUUGGUCAAAUCCCUUCCUGUCCAGUCCCUAGCCCUAUGUUGGUGAUAGUUAAUGUUGAAUGAUUAUGAAAGAGGGCAGUGAGGGAGUACAGCUCCCUCUUGUGUGCAAAACAGAAGAUGCCUCUAGCAGGGAUAGGGACCCGUUCGUUCAUAUAUUCAUCCAUUCCAUCCACAGACUGAUUGGUAAGUAUAUGCUGCAUGCAGGGGAUGCAAAAAUGGAAAGACAAAGUCGUCGCCCUUCAGGAGAUUAGAAGCUAAUGGGUUCUAAACGUUCAGACAGUUAGAGUGCAGUGUAAUUAUUGUGAUUGUGAAGGUAUGUUCAAAAUGCAGUCAGAACAUUAGAGGUGGGAACAUCUACACUGGCCUGAUGACGUCAGAGGAAACUUCACAGAGGUGGUAACACAAGCUGAGACUUGAUGGGUGAAGAGUUUGCCAUGGGAGUACGAGCAUUCCAGACAGAGGAAAUAGCAUAUACAAAGGCACGAAGGCUUGAAAGAGCGCGUCAGAUUCAGGGAGAGGCCAGUAGUUUAGUAUGGCUAGAGAUUAGAUUGCACAAAAGAUGGAGAUGGAAGUGCAGGUGGGACCAGAUCACAAAGGACUUUGCAUGUGAUGGUGAGAAGAUUAGAUUUAACCCAGAGCAAAGAAGUGAAAUGAUUAUAUUUGCUUGUUAGAAGAAUCGUUGUGGCCCUGGGCCAGAUAGGAUGAGGCUGAAUUAGGGCAGAGGCAGUAGGGAAGGAAAUGCCUGGGUGGUUUCAAGAAAUAUUUAGGAGGUAAGAUGGUUCAGCUCUCUGGCUUAUUUGAUUGGGGAGGUGGUGAUGCCACCAAAGAGACAAAUAAAACAGAAGAAAAAGCAGAGUGGAGACCGUGAAUUCAGUUUGGGACCUGUUAAAUCCAAGGCAUCCUCGGAACAGCCAAGUGAAAUGUCCAGAGGAUAGCUGGCCCUUUUGUGUGUGGAGCCCAAGUAGGGGGUCUACAUGGAGACAUAGAUUUGAGAAGCAUCAGCCAUGGGAAUGGAUGCACUUGCCGAGGGAAUCACGAAGAGUGCUGGAAGAAGAGCGUCAAGACAGAAUCCUAGGGAGCAUAAAUGUUUAAGAGGGGAGAAAGAACUAGCAAAGGAGCCACAGAAGGGUUGGCCAAAGGCAGGAGACCCAGGAGAACAUGGUGUCAUUGAGGCCCGGGGAGGAAGCCUGAAGAAAGAGGCAUUACUACAGAGAGAUCAAGAAUGAUGAAAAGUGAAAAUUUCCCUUUAGAUUUAGCGCUUGGUAACCUAAAGGAGAGAAGUUGGGGAUGGGAAGAAGCCAGAUUCACUGAGGAAAUAAGGCCGUGGACGUACAUAGACUAUUCUUCUUCCCAAAAGCCUGGCUGUGAAAGGGAGAGAGUGGCAUAAGACAGUAGCUGGAGGGGACCCAAAAGGUCAAGAGAAAGAGUUCCUUUUCUUUGUGUUCUUAAGAUGGGAGAAAUGUAAGCAUAUCCUUGAGAGAAAGAGCCAGCAGAGAAAGAGAAGCUGAAAAGUCACCAAGAGAAAGGGGGAGAACUGAUGAGAAAGGUGGUGGUGAAGGCAGGCAGGAUUGGAGUCAGAGCCCAAGGAGAAAGGAGAUACACAUUCCUCUGGAAUGGGAGAGUUGAAGAGUUAAGGGAAAAAAGCAAAACUUCAUGUUAAAACUGAGACAGCGUUUAUUUCACUUGCCCCAAAGACAGAAUAAACAUUUAAACUGUCUCUUUGUCUUUGCCUGAUACCAUGCUACUCCCCAGAGACAGCACCAGGAGGUGGCCAGCCUAGAAGGAGAGAGAGAGGUUGGGAGCUCCGAUGUGUCACAGAGAAUCACAGAAUUUAGAACUAGAAUGGGUCCUGGAGAUCAUCAUAUCCAACUGUAGAGGAGGAAGCCAAGAAACAGGGAGGUUGUCAUUUGCCUGUCCAGUUAUAAAAUCAGUCAGUGAAUGGGACUUUCCUGUCGGUCCAAUGGUUAAGACCCCAGGAUUCCAAUGCAGGGGUGCAGGUUCAAUCCCUGGUCUGGGAACCUAGAUCCCACACGCCGUGCAGUGUGGCCAAAAAUAUUUUUAAAUUAAAGAAAAAAAAAUCAGUCAGUGAAGAACCGGAAUGAGACCCAGAACUGAUUCCUGCCCAGGGUUCCCAUCAAGAAGGAUUGGUGAAAGAGAGAAAUGGAGUAAUGAAAUGUCCCCUCCUUCCCAAUCUGGUAGCUUCCAUUUAUUAAUAUUAUUCUGUUCCAGGUCCUAUUCUUAACACUUUACAGACACAAUCUUGUUUCCUAUUCACAAUGACCCUAUGAAGUAAACAUUAUCAUCAUCAUCCCUAUUUUUAAAAUACACCCAAGUCUCUGUAACUUGAAGAGGCAAAGGCAGAAUUCAAACACAGAGCUGCUAAACUUCUAAGCUUAUUCUUUCACUGUAUCACUUAACCAGACACUACCUGGUCAGACUGUAACUUACAGAGCCUCCUGGGUACCAAGGCCCCAGUACAGAUUAUACACAGGGAAAUGAGCAGAGCUGGGUUCGUUGAUUGUAAGAUGCAUUUUUUUUUCACAUUUUGACAUCUCUGAAAUUGAGGUGUGUUUUACCAGCGAUGGCUGUCAUUGUUUAAUUGGCAGUGUUUUUUCCUCUUUCUUUCUUUGUGGUACUUAAAAUAAUGGCAUGUCUUGCAAUCAUUCUGUCUGGAUUUAAGAAAGCACAGUAAAUUUAGGUGCCAUUUCCCCAAUAUCCUGUCUGCAAAGAGACAAACUAGAGCCAAAAUAGCUCUGAGAUCAGGGGACAGACAGAAAAGAGCUAAGCCAGGGUUUGACCUGAAAUGAAGCCUAGGAACUUAAAUCAAGGAGGAAGGCUGCUGUUGAUGAUGUGUGGGGUAGAAGGACAUCUGGCCCCAGCACUGUGCCCUAGUGGAGGGCAGGCUCCUUCACUGCCUAUUGAGGUGAGCUCAGUUCAGCUUGAUUGCUCUCGAGCUGCCAGAACAGGAGCCAGGGUGCCCAGGAAAGCUUGUCAGACCAGCCUGGGCAGUGCCAGGUCUGGGAAUCAGCCCUCUGAUGAUGUAGUUGGAUUAUAUACUUAGCAGAGCUAUCUUGCCUUUGUUCUUUGGGGAGUGAGGAGGAAAGCCAACCUUUUUGUAUCUGUACCAUCUUUCAGCCUUAUGCCUUCUCUUGACAGAAAAUAUAGCUCUUUCUAUGUUCUGUGAUCCAUCUGCUUGUGCUGGAGGCCUGAGGGAGAUACAAGAGAAUUACAUUUCUUAAGACAGUCCCAGAGGAAGCAGAGAAGCCUGGAGGGUAGUGGUGGCACUGGUUUAGGGGACCUGGGGGUUAGCAAGGGAGCAUGGAGUGACAGAGACUGAUUGCCAAGACCCUUAUUCUCUCACAGCUAAAAACACGUGGAGAUGGAUGGCUGAGGGGUAGCGGAAAUGGCAGUAACAGUGACGUCUGAGCAUCCGCCUCCCCUGAACAACCCCACCAGAAUGGCUGCUUUGGGACACACAUUCCCCUUCUACGCUGGCCCCAAGCCGAACUUCCCAAUGGUCACCACCUUGGCCAUCAUCAUCACCAUCUUUAUGACUUCACUGGUCACCUUCAUCAUCAUCCUGCCAGGCAUUCGGGGCAAGAUGAGGCUGUUCCGGAUCCUGCGAGUAGUGACCAGCUUAUUCAUUGGAGCUGUGAUCCUGGCCAUGAAUUUCAGUUCUGAGUGGUCUGUGGGCCAGGUCAGCACCAACACAUCAUACGAGGCCUUCAGUUCGGAAUGCAUCAGCACCGCUGUUGGGCUGCUGCAGAUUGGGCUGGGAGGAGUCAACAUCACGCUCACAGGGACCCCAAUGCAGCAGCUGAACGAGACUGGCUAUUACAACAAGGAGUCCACCUGGCGCCUGGGGGAGAACUACGCCGAGGAGUAUGCCAAGGCACUGGAGAAGGGGCUGCCAGACCCCGUGCUCUACCUGGCCGAGAAGUUCACCCCACACAGCCCGUGUGGCCUGCAUGGCCAGUACCGCCUGGCGGGACACUACACCUCGGCCACACUGUGGGUGGCAUUCCUCUGCUGGCUGCUGGCGGAUGUGAUGCUGUCCAUGCCUGUGCUGGUCUACGGUGGCCACGUGCUGCUGGCCACGGGUGUCUUCCAGCUGUUGGGACUGCUCUUCUUCUCCACGGCCAUGUCACUCACCCUGCCCUGUCCCCUACGCUUGGGCACUGCCACACUGCACACUCACCGUGGGCCUGCCUACUGGAUCACAUUGACCACAGGCCUGCUCUGUGUGCUGCUGGGCCUGGCCAUGGUGGUGGCCCACAGGCUGCAGGCUUUCUUCAGCACUGUGGGAGAGGACCCUGUCCUGGAGUGGGAUCCUGAGGAAGGGGGACUCCUGAGCCCUCGCUACAGGUCCACAGCUGAGAGUCUCGAGCCCCAGGACAUUCCUCUGUCAGAGGCUUCCUCUGAGGUGCCCUGUGAGGAGUCUGACUUGCCCUGGAAAGUUCAUCUCCCUGGUGGCCACCCGGACUUCCAAUCUGGCUCCAGACUUCACUGGAACCCCCCCUCCAAAACACCACCAGAACUGCCUGCAGGAUGGGUUGUAUCAGGUUCCCAGCCCCAAUGUGUAGGUGGAGUAGGAAAAGAGGCUCUACCUAUUGAUGUUAAAACAUGAAACAAAACAAAAAGCCCUAAGGCAGAUGUUGGGGCUGCCAUAAACCCUGCUGCCAUGCAUGAUGAGACCAAGCAGGGGCUGCCCCUCCUUCUGCCCAGCUACCCUGCCCUCCCUUGGGGCUUUGCCUCUUCGAGGUGCCAUUUACUGAAACCCAGCUCCACCCACAUGAUGACAAACGUGUACGGGGGGCUUACAGUGGGAUUCUCCCAUGUUCCCUCUCAUCCCUCUUCAUCUCUUGUUUUCCUUUUUCCUGGCUCCCUUUUGUUCUCCCUUCACUUCCCCAGCUUGUGUGAUCUCUUGGUACAAUGAACGUACUGCGAGGGAGGAGAGACCAAACUUCUUGUUCUAGAUCUAAUAUUAACCGAUUGUGCCCCAUUCUCUCUGAGCUUCAGUUCUCAAAUCUGCCAAAUAAGACUGUAGGACUUGCCAAGGACCUAAAACAAACAAACAAAAAAUCCCGGGGUUUACAGCUUUAUGCCUUGCUGACAUUUACCUCGGCCUUCAGACACCACCCCUUUAAUGAAUAAAGUGAAGUUAGUGAAUAAACUCCAAAAUGCCAUUUCUUCUUAGCCCCCUCAGCUGGGCCAGCAGAGGGGGAUCCCACAGGGCCAGCGGGGGUGGAGGUGUGGGGGAAUGACCUGCCUGGUCACUGCUACCAUCCACUUGGGGUAGCUCAGGAAGAUGCAGGCUCUGAUUGUUCUUCUCUGGGCUCACUAGAGGGCACCCUCUCCCAGACCCUUUCCCGGGUUACUCUGCAUUCUUCAGACACAGAGAAUCCGGUGUCUGUGGCAAAGCAGAGAAAGAGUGUACUAGGCUGCCUCCAACCCAGGGAAGUCUCCCCAGAGCUCGUAUCCCGAAAAGCCUUGAAAAGCCAUGGAAAAUAAUGGGAGAAAGUUUAAAAAAAAAAAAGAAAAAAAGA